AUGGAAACGCGUUCUGCUGCUGUUGUUGCUGCUGCUGCUGCUGUCACCCUCGCGGUAACACCUUGGACGUGGGACGAGCAAAUUGCCCUGAAUGCGUUGGGCUUGUGCUUCAGUCACGAGGCGACAUGCGGGAAGAGUCGCGCGGAGGCGUCCCUCAGUCUGACACCAAACGGCGCGUAUGAAUGUGCGAUCGUUCCAGUGGAAAUUCGCGACGAUGAGGAGGACGGAGGAGAGCAGGCGAAGAACGAAGCCGACAACGAGGAGGUGGACGAAGAGGUGGACGAGGAAAAUGAGGAGGAGGAGGAGGAUGCCGAGGCGGUGGGGGAGAUGGUGGACGUGGGUCACUUGAAAGCACUCGCAGCUUGCAAGUGGCAAUUUCGAAUCAAUCUCCUGGUUAUUCGUUUGCUUGCAUGUGGCCUCCGGCAUGACCCACAAUCUCGUGAAUCUUGUGAGUCGAAGCGUGCACAUCAUUGCCUCUUCUCGCAUGAUUGCACCGCAACAUAA
Molecule: messenger RNA, 504 nt
Organism: Mesocestoides corti
Lineage: Eukaryota; Metazoa; Platyhelminthes; Cestoda; Cyclophyllidea; Mesocestoididae
Source: the annotation of a GenBank genome assembly